UCUCUCUCCUCUCCGGCUGAACCUACCACAUGUCCACUUCUGAUUCACCUCCUCCACUCGCCGUUUCAUCAAAUUAAUUGAGGGGAAUUAAUUCCCACCUCAUCCUCUCCAAUUCUCCCAUAAUUUCCCACUUAAUCCCGCAUUAUUCGUGGUGGAUUUUGAUGAUGCUCAUCAAUGGUGAGAUCCACCAUGGCCGGCGUCGAUCUCCCUCCCCGGCGUCCUUAUCCCUCCCCUCCGGCCUAUAAAAGGGACCCCCGACUCCCUCCUCUCUCCCCUCACACCGCCACCCUCUCCCUCUCCUCUCUUUGCGGCCGCCGCGCCGCUCUCUUCUUGUGUCGCCGCCGUCGCAACUCCGGCUGCCCCUCGCCAGUGGUCGGAACCUCAUCGGAGCCCGGCGUCGCCACCAUCCGCUUCGCCGCUUCCUCCUCUUCCCCGUCCACCCCUCCGUCGAGCACGAGGACCGCGGGAAUGACAACGACAACGACGACCCGAAGCUUCUCGCCGUUUCUUCCUCACCGCCGGCAACACCGUCGACCUCUCGCCGCCGCGUCUGCUCGAUCCCGCCGUUCCGGAAGAUCAGCUGUUCAUCGCCGUUGACAUUGAAGACUUUGUGAGCGAUCAAGGCAAGUCAUAUCUACCUUGAACAUGUUGAAUCCCAUAUUGUGAAAAUUAUGUUGUUUUACUUAUACUGCAUUGAUUUAUAAAUUAUACCGUUCAUUAUUAAUAUUGUUUUAUUAGUUAUUCCUAUGCUCUUUGUUAUGGCCAUGAUGUUGAUUUGAUAUCCAUGAUCGUUGUGAACCUUAGUAAAAUUAUAACUUGACUAGUCUAGUACCCUACAUGAUGGACUGACUAGUUGCUUUAGGUAAAUGCUUAGUCAUGCUUAGUUCCAACCUAGAACUUUUGGAUAAACUAGACUAUGGUGGUUAACAACUAAAACUGGAUUAGUGAAGAAAGUGAAGAUGAAGAAAUGGCUUUUAUUGUCAAGAGAUUCAAGCACUUUCUUCGCAAGAGUGGCUAUGGCAAAGGGAGGAAGGAUGAUAACAAGGGAAAGAGGCAAUCAAAGAGAGCUUGUUUCAAUUGUGGCGAAUAUGGCCACUUCAUUGCCGAUUGUCCCAAGUCAAAUGAAGCUAAGGCUAUGGGAGGCAAGAAGAAGCCGGAGCAUGAUCAUGUGGCGGAGGCACACAUGACGGAGGUGUGGUACUCCGGAGAUGAAGAAGAUCCCGAGGUCAAGCCCAAGCCCAAGCCGAAAGACAAGGUUGAAGGAGAAGGUGGUGUUGCUACCGUCGCCUUCAAGUCAUCUUCUUCAAGCAAGGAGCGUCUCUUCAACAACUUGAGUGAUGACGACGAUGACUCCUACCACUACUCUUGUUUCAUGGCCCAAGGCCACAAGGUGAUGACUCAAAAGCCCUCUCACACCUCUCUUGAUGUUGAUUCUAGUGAUGAGGAAAGUGAUAAUGAAUUAGAUGAUGUGCUUAAGAGCUUUAGCAAACCCGCUAUGCAACAAUUGGCUAAGUUAAUGAGAGCUUUGGACAACUUGAAUGUCCAUUGUUUGAUAAGAAUUGACUGACAUGCUAGCAGCUAAGCUGGCUAGAGCGUCAGCUCUCUCAUUCUGACUUCUGACAACAUGUUCGAUAUUUAGAUUCGCGAACAUGGCCAUGAGUUGUUCUGCUCUCGUGAAAUAAGGCAUUAAACCUUCCUUUUUUACUGCGUAUGUUCCAGCAAGCUGGUUGACUAUCAGUUGUGAAUCACCAUAUAUAGAGAGUGUGUCUAGCCGCAUAUUCAAGGCUAUCUCGAGACCGAUUAUCAGUGCCUCAUAUUCAGCAGCAUUAUUAGAUACUGCCGUCGUUAGAGUGAACGAAUAUGGAAUUAUAUUUUCAUCGGGUGUGACAAAAACCACACC
Oryza sativa Japonica Group (Japanese rice) is the source of this 1900-nucleotide messenger RNA. NCBI's taxonomy places the organism in Eukaryota, Viridiplantae, Streptophyta, Magnoliopsida, Poales, Poaceae. The record is from RefSeq and is a predicted model, not a curated record.